Molecule: messenger RNA, 1549 nt
Organism: Habropoda laboriosa
Lineage: Eukaryota; Metazoa; Arthropoda; Insecta; Hymenoptera; Apidae
Gene: RtcB
Product: tRNA-splicing ligase RtcB homolog
Exons: 8
Coding region: 29-1549 (506 amino acids)
Biological process (GO): tRNA splicing, via endonucleolytic cleavage and ligation
Cellular component (GO): nucleus; tRNA-splicing ligase complex
Molecular function (GO): RNA ligase (ATP) activity
Source: RefSeq, a predicted model, not a curated record
UUAUAUUUUUAUUCGUUACGAAUAAAAAAUGGUCGUGAGACAAUAUAACGAGGAAUUACAAUACUUGGAACAAAUAAAUAACACAUGUUGGAGAAUAAAGAAGGGUUUUCAACCUAACAUGAAGGUUGAAGGUGUUUUUUACGUGAAUAAUACGUUGAAACGUUUAAUGUUUGACGAAUUAAAAAAUGCAUGUAGACCAGGAACAGUAGGAGGUUUUCUCCCAGGUAUGAAACAAAUUGCCAAUGUAGCUGCUCUUCCUGGAAUUGUAUGGAGAUCUGUUGGAUUGCCUGAUGUACAUUCAGGAUAUGGUUUUGCCAUUGGUAAUAUGGCAGCAUUUGAUAUGAACGAUCCAAAAUCCAUAGUAUCACCAGGUGGUGUAGGAUUUGAUAUAAAUUGUGGAGUUCGUUUGUUAAGAACAAAUUUAUUUGAAGAGGAUGUUUUACCUGUAAAGGAGCAACUUGCUCAGAGCAUGUUCGAUCAUAUUCCUGUUGGUGUUGGUUCAAAAGGAAUCAUACCAAUGACUGCACAUGAUUUAGAAGAAGCUUUAGAAAUGGGAAUGGACUGGUCCCUCAGGGAAGGUUAUGUCUGGGCAGAGGACAAGGAACAUUGCGAAGAGUACGGUAGAAUGCUUAAUGCAGAUUCCUCAAAAGUAUCAAUGAGGGCCAAGAAACGUGGGCUUCCACAGUUGGGAACUUUGGGUGCAGGAAAUCAUUAUGCUGAGAUUCAAGUAGUAGAUGAAAUCUAUGACAAAUGGGCUGCAUAUAAAAUGGGUAUUGAAGAGAAAGGCCAAGUGUGUAUUAUGAUUCACUCUGGUAGCAGAGGUUUUGGACAUCAAGUUGCAACUGACGCGCUGGUACAAAUGGAGAAAGCUAUGAAACGAGACAAUAUCGAAACUAACGAUAGGCAAUUAGCUUGUGCUCACAUUAAAUCUCAAGAAGGUCAAGAUUAUUUGAAAUCAAUGGCAGCGGCCGCUAACUUUGCAUGGGUUAAUAGGAAUUCUAUGACGUUUCUUAGUCGGCAAGCAUUUGCAAAACAGUUCAAACUAGCUCCUGACGAUUUAGACAUGCACGUUAUUUACGAUGUUUCUCAUAAUAUUGCAAAGAUAGAGGAACAUGUGGUUGAUGGUAAACAGAAAACCCUUCUGGUUCAUAGAAAGGGAUCAACUAGAGCAUUUCCACCUCACCAUCCUUUGAUUCCUGUAGAUUAUCAAUUAACAGGUCAACCAGUUUUAAUUGGUGGUACUAUGGGUACUUGUAGUUACGUUCUUACUGGAACUGAAGAAGGUAUGAAGGAAACAUUUGGAUCCACUUGUCAUGGAGCAGGUCGAGCAUUAUCUAGAGCCAAAUCACGGAGAAACUUGGAUUAUACGGCCGUACUGGAUAAACUACAACAACAAGGAAUAUCGAUUAGAGUCGCUUCACCUAAGUUAGUAAUGGAAGAAGCGCCAGAGUCUUACAAAAAUGUAACGGAUGUUGUAGAUACGUGCCAUGAGGCGGGCAUUUCCAAGAAAUGUAUAAAAUUAAGACCGAUCGCGGUUAUUAAAGGAUAA